AUGUUCCACUCGGGAGAAGCUGCUGACUCGGGUGUUCCCCCUGGUGGUCGGAUCCGCCAUGGGAGGUUUUUUCAGUUAUGCGCCCCCUCCAUCCUCUCCACCCUCUCCACUCACUCCAACCCCUCCACCCACUCCAACCCCUCCACCUUCUCCACAGACAAACAGAAUGAUCUGCAGUAUGUGCAGGACUAUAAACCUCAGGGUGAGGGCCUGCAGCUCAGGAUUCUCCUGUAUGGAACGGAGGCAGCUGGAAAGUCCAGUUUCAUCAACUCUGUGGACAGUGUCUUACAAGGCAGAAUCUGCACCCAGGCCGGGGUGGAGAACGUUGGUCGUUACGGCUUCACCAAACGGUACAAAACCUACAAUUUCGAAAAAGGAAACCCAGACACCUUUUGUUCUUUUGUCAUCAAUGACAUCAUGGGCCUGAAAAGUGGCAGCAGCAGAAGCAGAAGAGUCCAUGUGAAAGAUGUCAAACGGGCGAUGAAGGGAAAUAUGAGAGACAGUUACACGUUCAAUCCUGAAGAUAAGUUAUCCAAGGAGGAUCGAUACUACAACGCAAAUCCGACUACAAACGACAAGGUGCACAUUCUGGUUUAUGUCGCUGAUGCCAACAAAGUCUCUCUGAUUGAUGAAAAAGUUGUGGAGACAAUAUUGGAUAUCAGAGAUGAGGCCGCUGAUCUGGGAAUUCCUCAAGUGGCCAUUCUCACCAAAAUUGAUGAGGCCUGUCCUAACAUUAAAGGAGACAUAAAGAAUGUGUACAUGAGCUACGAUCUGAAGAAGAAGAUGGAGACGUUCAGUGCAAAAGUGGGUUAUCCAAUGAACUGCAUCUUCCCUGUGAAGAACUACAGUUCAGAACUCAAUGUUGAUGAUGAAACUGACGCUCUGAUCCUGAACGCGCUGAGACGCAUGAUUGACUCCGGAAAUGACUUCCUCAAAACACUUCCUCGCCAACGUAACUAA
Molecule: messenger RNA, 960 nt
Organism: Centropristis striata (black sea bass)
Lineage: Eukaryota; Metazoa; Chordata; Actinopteri; Perciformes; Serranidae
Product: interferon-induced protein 44-like
Exons: 7
Coding region: 1-960 (319 amino acids)
Source: RefSeq, a predicted model, not a curated record